UGCAGAAUCCAAGCGGAAUGCCCACCCGGCCCGCCGGGGCCACCAGGGCUCAAGGGUGAAGACGGAAUACCUGGAGUGCCGGGCUAUCCUGGACCCGAUGGCAUUGGUGCUGGACGAUUCGCAUUGGAAAGAAAUAGCAAGGGCUGCAUAAAGUGCCCAGCAGGACGACCUGGUCUUCGUGGACCGAGUGGACGACCGGGGAGACCGGGCAGAGAUGGCUCUCCUGGGUUGCCUGGCGUGAGCAUCGGAGUGGGAAGACCUGGACCUCGGGGUCCAAUUGGAGACAGGGGAGCACCAGGAGCGGACGGUCCGACCGGACCUCCAGGGAAACCAGGACGCAAUGGUGUCCGUUGGCUACGAGGUUCCCCAGGACCGCGUGGUCAACCUGGAGGAGUUGGUCCACCUGGCCCUCGUGGUAAACCCGGUGUUGCCGAAGAGGGACCAGACGGACUUCCAGGUCCACCGGGUAACCAAGGCAGACCAGGCAUGCCAGGGCCAAUGGGCAAACCUGGACGGGUUCGUUUAAACUCUAAACUAAUCUAUAUAAGGGUAUUCUCGGCCUGGUCGUCACUGGCGUCCUGGAGCUCGAUGCUGAGUACUGCCCUUGCCCGGCACGUGGAGUUUCCCGAUCAGUACACCCAGACGAUGGCUAUGAAGAUGACGCUGUAUCGAGUG
Molecule: messenger RNA, 675 nt
Organism: Ostertagia ostertagi
Lineage: Eukaryota; Metazoa; Nematoda; Chromadorea; Rhabditida; Trichostrongylidae
Source: the annotation of a GenBank genome assembly